Messenger RNA from Pipistrellus kuhlii (Kuhl's pipistrelle), 2318 nucleotides. It is a transcript of the gene ZP2, whose product is annotated as zona pellucida glycoprotein 2. NCBI's taxonomy places the organism in Eukaryota, Metazoa, Chordata, Mammalia, Chiroptera, Vespertilionidae. Gene Ontology annotation, biological process: prevention of polyspermy; binding of sperm to zona pellucida. The transcript has 15 exons. The coding region runs from base 1 to 2289 and encodes 762 amino acids. The record is from RefSeq and is a predicted model, not a curated record. Gene Ontology annotation, cellular component: egg coat. Gene Ontology annotation, molecular function: structural constituent of egg coat; acrosin binding.
AUGCUAAGUGCCAACAAAACGAGGAAUCUGAUACCACAUGACAAUGAUGAUGGUAAUGAUGAUAAUGAUGAGAAGGAGAAUAAGGAUGAGGAUGGAAACAAAGAAGAGGACAGAGCAAUUACAGAGGAGAUAAAGAAGGAUUGGAGAUUCAGGACAAGGAGGAGAAGGAAGUUUCUUGAUUCCAAAAGUACUUACUACAACUUAGACUUCAACUUUCCUGUAAAAUGGUCACUGGCCCUCUUGUUAUCCCUGGUGACUCUGGUGCGCUCAGCAGAGGUUGCGCAGCUGGGGACUCGCGCCUUCUCAGGUUCUGUCACCUGCCAUGAAGACAGAAUGAUAGUGGAGUUUUCAAGUGACCUUGGCCCUGAGAACUGGCAUGCCUCUGUGCUGGAUCCCUUCGGUCUUGAAAUGCUGAAUUGCACUUACAUCCUCAACCCAGAAAAGCGCACCCUACGGGCCCCCUAUGAGACCUGCACCAGCAGGGUGCUUGGCCAGCACCAGAUGACCAUCCGGCUCACAGACAACAGGGCUGCUGCUGGAGGACACGAGGCUUUCAUGUAUCAGGUCAGCUGUCCGGCCAUGCGGGCCGGAGGGGCCCAGGAGCACCCAGGAUCCACCCUGUGCUCAAAGGAGGGCAUGUCUGAUCUCCAGGAGCAGAUGGGAUGGAGCAUUGAGGUUGGUCACGGCGCAGAAGCCCACACUCUGACCCUUCUGGAGGCCCUAGCGCAGGGAUACAACAUCCUAAUUGGCGACUACAAGAUGACCAUGCAAGUGCCGUUCAAUGCUACCGGAGUGACCCACUACACGCAAGGUCACAGUCAUCUCUACAUGGUGCCUCUGAAGCUCAUCCAUAGAAUUUUUGGACAAAAGAUCAUUUUAGCAGCACAGGUGACUUGCUUAUCAGGCCAUGUGACCUGCAAUGCCACGCACAUGACUCUCGCCAUCCCAGAGUUCCCUGGGAAGUUAAGAUCCGUGAGCGUUGGAAACAGAGACAUCGCAGUGAGCCAGCUGCAUGGGCACGGCAUCGGGACGGAGGCAGCAGGAGGCCUGAGGCUGCACUUCAGCAAAGCUCUUCUCCAAACCAAAUCCUCAGAACAGUGCCUGCCCUACCAGUUCUUCUUACCGUCACUCAAGCUGACUUUUUCCUUCCUCCGGGAGACAGCGUCCAUGGUGUUUCACGCUGAGUGUCUCUGUGAGCCUCCAGUCCUUACAGGCGAGCUGUGCACCCAGGACGGGUUCAUGGAUGUCCAAGUCCACAGUCACCAGCUGAGCCCCGCUCUCAACCUGGCCACCCUCAGAGUGGGGAACUCCUCCUGCUGGCCCAGCCUGGCCGCAGCGCCCCGGGGGCUGGCGCGGUUUCGCAUUCCUCUGAACGGAUGUGGGACCACCCAUCGGGUCAGUGUGGACAGCGGGCUGAGGCUGGCCUGGGAGCACGGUGAGCACCCCCUGACCCUCUCUCACUCUCAGUUCGAGGGCGGCAAGGUCAUCUACGAGAAUGAGAUACGCGCGCUCCGGGCCGGGUUUCCUCCACACACCAUUUCCAGAGCUGGGGAGCUCAGGCCUUCCCAGGUGAGCCCCGCACCGCCGCCCCAGCUCCCGCCCCAGCCGGCCUGGGCUGAGAGCUGCUCCCUUCCAGACGGGUCCUACCUGCGCCCGUUCGUGGACGGGGACUACCCGGUGCCGCGGCGCCUCCGCCAGCCCAUCUUCCUGGAGGUGAGCGUGGUCAACAGGACUGACCCCAACAUCCAGCUGGUCCUGGGCGACUGCUGGGCCACGCCCGCCACCGACCCCGCUGCCCGGCCCCGCUGGACGGUGGUCAAGGACGGCUGUGAACACACCCUGGACACGCACAGAACCACCUUCCAUCCCAUCGGCUCCUCUGUGGCUUACCCUGCCCACUACCGGAGGUUCGAGGUGAAGACCUUUGCCUUCGUGUCAGAUGCCGGAGUGCUGGCCAGCCUGGUCCACUUCCACUGCAGCGCCUCCCUCUGCAACCUGCGCUCCCCCCACUCCAUGCCGUGCUCCGGGGCCUGCCCUGCGUCACCGAGGAGCAGGCGAGCCUCGGGGGCCACUGAGGAAGAGGAAACAACAAUAAGUCUGCCGGGACCCAUCCUCCUGUUGUCAGAGGGCUCCACGGACAGAGACUCAGUAGACACUGCAGGGCACGGAGAUGCUGGAUACGUUGCUUUCAAAGCCAUGGCCAUUGUAGUUGUCUCCGCAGGCAUGCUAGCAGCUUCAGGCCUCGUCUUUUACCUGCUCAAGAAAAGAACCAGGAUGUCAAAUCAGUGAUUGGAUUCUUAAUAAAGUGGUGGCAGUGA